GAAAAUGCGCUCGGAUACGCUUCAGAUUGUAUGGCACGCUCGGAAGCCCGUCUUCAGCGUCGACAUCCACAUGCACAGCAACACGCUGGCAACAGGCGGCGCUGACAAUGAUAUUCGCAUCUGGCACAUCGGACCAGCCAAGUCCCAGUCUCAGUCCCAGCAGCAGCAGCAGCAGCAGCAGCAGCAGCAGCAGCAGGGCAAGCAGGCAAAUCCCAAUGCAAAUCCAUACGAUGUCGAAGUCGAGUUUCUCGCGACGCUCGUCCGCCACACAAAGGCCGUCAACUGCGUCCGCUUUGCCCCAACCAAAGAGCGCGUCCUUGCAUCGGCAAGCGAUGAUGGCCUGAUUAUCAUCUGGCAGCGCAACGACCGGUUGGCGGACGCCGGUGGAUCCGCAGUCUCCUCCGACGAUCCCUCAAAGUCGGCUUUUGGAGGGCUGGCGCGCGACGAUGGUUCGGUGGAUAAGGAGUCCUGGACCGUGCGGACGGCACUCCGCAUGCACAUUGAAGAUGUAUUGGAUAUUUGCUGGUCCCCCGAUGCUAACUACCUGAUUUCCGGCUCUGUGGACAAUACUGUGGUGGUUUGGGAUGUGGUUAAAGGUCGACCCCUACAACAAUUGAAAGACCAUCGGCACUAUGUUCAAGGCGUGACGUGGGAUCCUCUUGGCCAGUACCUCGCCUCCCAAAGUAGUGACCGCUCUUUGUGUAUCUAUUCGGUGGUUGACAAGGAGGAGAAGAAAAAGAAGGCUGUUGCUGGCGAAAAGGCCUUGGGUGCUGCCGCCGCUUCCACCGCAACGCCCGAAGAGGCGACGACUACCACCCGUCGCAUCAAAGAGAUCAAGCCCGUUGUCACACACACCCGGUUUGACUUUGCAGAAUAUGCCAAACUGCGCAGUGUAACGACAGACUCGUCAGACCCAACAACGCGCACCGUCACACUGGCCGACUCUGACAGUCCGACCACCGUCAAAGUCACCAUUGCUGCUGAGCAAGUCGAGGAGACCCCGGCCGUCACAGCAGUCAGUGAAGAAACAGCUGUACCCAUGGAUACGAGCGUUGCUCGAUCUGCAGCCAAAACGGACGCAAAUCCGGCAGCCUCGUCGUCCAACAAGACCCGCUUUUUCCAUGACGAGACGCUCCCCAGCUUCUUCCGCCGCCUUGGCUUCACGCCAGACGGUGCGCUUCUGCUUGCUCCCGGAGGUUUGGGAUCUGCCCUGUUGCAUCCCGAGGUUGCAAGUCGCACGGCUCCCAAACCAGCCGCGAACGCGGAUGCUGCACCAGCUCCUGUUGGUCAAGAGGCUGGAGCCACCAAGUCCGAGGAGAGCGACGGCGUCAAGAAGCCGACCGAGGAAACAACGACGGCUCCUCGUGCAACUGCCAUUCACACGCUCUACGCAUUUGCUCGCUCGUACCUGAAUGCCCCGCUGUUUGAUAUCUGUGCGCUUUCCAAGCCCGCCAUCGCCGUGCGUUGCUCGCCCGCCUUGUUUCAGCACCGCCAGCUGGCAGAGCCUGUUGCGCCCUUCUUGAAGCUGCCUUACCGCAUGAUUUUCGCGAUUGCAACGAUCGACACUGUUUUAGUUUACGACACGCAGCAACGCGCUCCGUUUGCCAUGUUUACCAAUUUGCAUUACGCUCCGCUUACAGACAUUGCAUGGUCCGGGGAUGGCCACACUCUCAUGAUGUCCUCCCAAGAUGGAUAUUGCUCUUAUGUGACUUGGAAAGAAGGCGAGAUCGGACUUCCGCUUGCUGCGAGUGCAUACCCAGAAGGGGUACCCGCGCCAGCGCUGCUUGCCGAGCUCCCAACACUGGAUGACAAAACUCUUGUCGCUCCAGCCCCAGUCGCUGUAACGCAGCCCAUGCUAUCAGCCUCCAGUUCGACCACUGCAACCAGUGUCAAUGAUAUCAGUCAUUUGAUCAAGAAAAAGACCCCGACAGGUGUGGUAGCGGCUGCAACUCCGGCUGCUCCGCUCGUGAACGACCUUUCUCAUUUGAUCAAGCGCAAGGCUACCACCGCCGCCGCCCUUACUGCCAGUGCUAGUGCCUCCACUGAAGCGAAUGGCAGUGCCGUGGCCUUUUUGUCGCCUUUCAAACGAAAAGAUGAAGCAGAAUCCUCCGAAAAUGGUCACGAAAGCGAUCCUGAACUCAACAAACGGCUGAAACUUGAUGCCGAAAAUGUGGAUGCGAUGUGAUCGAAGCGGGUUGCUUCAGACCAAGAGUGUUUGAUUGUUUUUUUGUCGUUGUAGUAUCUCUUAACGCUUGACCAAUGAAAAAAUGCGC
Capsaspora owczarzaki ATCC 30864 is the source of this 2273-nucleotide messenger RNA. RefSeq names its product chromatin assembly factor 1. The record is from RefSeq and is a predicted model, not a curated record. Bases 5 to 2185 code for a protein of 726 amino acids. Gene Ontology annotation, molecular function: protein binding. Gene Ontology annotation, biological process: nucleosome assembly; DNA replication-dependent chromatin assembly. NCBI's taxonomy places the organism in Eukaryota, Filasterea, Ministeriida, Capsasporidae. Gene Ontology annotation, cellular component: CAF-1 complex; nucleus. The transcript is spliced from 7 exons.